This is a messenger RNA of Solanum tuberosum (potato), 672 nucleotides long. RefSeq names its product calmodulin-binding protein 25-like. Gene Ontology annotation, biological process: response to osmotic stress. The coding region runs from base 1 to 672 and encodes 223 amino acids. NCBI's taxonomy places the organism in Eukaryota, Viridiplantae, Streptophyta, Magnoliopsida, Solanales, Solanaceae. The record is from RefSeq and is a predicted model, not a curated record. The transcript has a single exon. Gene Ontology annotation, cellular component: nucleus. Gene Ontology annotation, molecular function: calmodulin binding.
AUGGCGUCUUCUGAUAAUUUGAUGACAAUGGAGCAAUGGGGUUUUCGUUCUGCUUUUAACGAUUCAUGGUUUACCGAUAUCUUCGCUAAAGAAACUGAAACCUUAACGAAAGUCUUGCAGAAAUCAUAUACCGGCGAAGGGAAUGAGGUUGUUAUGCCUAUUGUCGAAAUGGGUUCCCCGUUUUUAACUCCGAGUGCAUCUGGGCCGACGUUUUCCGGUGGGUCGGAGAACGACGCUGCUUCAACCGGAGCUUCUGGUUCGAUGAAGCGGCGGAAUGGUGGUGGUGGAAUGAGCAAAAAGAUCGUGAAGCGUAAGCCACGCGCUUCGAAGCGCGCGUCGACUACGUACAUAACGGCGGACGUUGAUAGUUUCCGGCAGAUGGUGCAGCAGGUGACCGGAGCUAGAAUCUCCGGGAACGGGAACGGACAGUUGUCGGUUUCUUCUAUUUUGAAGCCAGAGCCGAGGCGACCGGUUGACCGGGUACAGCCGGUGAGCUGUUUGCCUACUUUGGACACGUCAGCUUUUCUACUGGACCCCACUUCAUCGUUCAUGCAUCCACCACCGGCGAUGGCCGGGAGUGUCGCCGUACGUCAGCCGUCUGCGGUGGUGGUUGACGGUGGCUAUGGUUUUGACUCUUUUUGUGGCUUUCCUACCCUUGAAUCAGGAAUGUAA